Messenger RNA from Salvia miltiorrhiza (redroot sage), 531 nucleotides. RefSeq lists its product as uncharacterized. The transcript has 2 exons. The record is from RefSeq and is a predicted model, not a curated record. Lineage: Eukaryota; Viridiplantae; Streptophyta; Magnoliopsida; Lamiales; Lamiaceae. The coding region runs from base 1 to 531 and encodes 176 amino acids.
AUGAAAGGUCGCUGGAAACGUCUUAACGAAAAUAUAAACAAAUGGGUUGCUGUUAGCAGGAAAGCAAACGCUCGAAGAAGUGGGAUGAGCGACAACGAUGUUGAGAAAGAAGCUCAUUCCAUUUACGAAGCAGGUGGAAACAAGUUUCUAGACUUGGUUGUAUUUAAUGAAAUUAUGAGUAAACAUCCCAAGUGGAAUGUUCAUGAUACCACCCCUGUUUUUCGCCGUCAAAGUGAAGAUGUUGAUGACCAACAAAGUGGUGACAGUUCGAAAAGAUCAAAGACUUCGAAAGAUGGGGGAUUUUCUAUCACAUCUAAUCUAGAAACUCCAACAUCUGAACAGUUAACUGCGACUCAAAUUCUUGCAAUGAGACUCACUAGAGAUGCCGAAGCUGAGUUAAUAAAGACUCGAAUCGAUCUAGAGCGCGAGAAGUUGCAAAGAAACGCAAUGAAGAUGAAAGAAAAAAUGUUGCUUCAAUUGUUGUCGAAAGAGCACUUAUCUCCAAAAGACGAAGAGAUGAACGUCAACUAA